This is a messenger RNA of Solanum lycopersicum (tomato), 1311 nucleotides long. RefSeq names its product NO APICAL MERISTEM (gene NAM). The record is from RefSeq and is marked provisional. Gene Ontology annotation, biological process: regulation of DNA-templated transcription. Lineage: Eukaryota; Viridiplantae; Streptophyta; Magnoliopsida; Solanales; Solanaceae. Gene Ontology annotation, molecular function: DNA binding.
AAUUUCAUAAGAAUGUGCUGUGUUAUCUUUGUGUGAAAAUUCUUGAAAUAUUAGGUUUAUCUAUUUCGUGGUGUUAGCCUUUUUUUUACCAUGGAGAUUUAUCAUCAGAUGCAGUUUGAUUGCGGUGAUCCGCAUUUACCACCGGGGUUUCGGUUUCAUCCAACUGACGAAGAACUUAUUACUUACUACUUGUUGAAGAAGGUUCUGGACUGCAACUUCACUGCUAGAGCUAUUGCUGAAGUUGAUCUCAACAAAUGUGAACCUUGGGAACUUCCUGGGAAAGCGAAAAUGGGAGAAAAAGAAUGGUAUUUCUUCAGUCUACGUGAUCGGAAGUAUCCAACAGGGCUGAGGACUAACAGAGCUACUGAAGCGGGUUACUGGAAAGCUACUGGAAAAGAUAGAGAAAUUUUCAGUUCAAAAACAUGUGCACUUGUUGGUAUGAAGAAAACCCUAGUUUUUUAUCGAGGAAGAGCACCAAAAGGAGAAAAAAGUAACUGGGUUAUGCAUGAAUAUCGCCUUGAUGGCAAAUUUGCCUAUCAUUAUAUCUCCAGGAGUUCGAAGGACGAGUGGGUUAUCUCGCGGGUCUUUCAAAAAAGCACCGGUUCUAAUGGUGCCGCUACUUCAACUGGUGGCGGCAAAAAAAGGCUAAGUUCAAGUAUAAACAUGUACCAGGAAGUGAGUUCACCGUCUUCCGUCUCUCACCUUCCGCCGCUCCUCGAUUCCUCUCCGUAUAGCACUACCGCCACUUCCGCCGCAGCUAUCGUAAUCGGCGACCGCGAUCGUGAUCAUAGCUUCAAGAAGGAGCACGUGCCCUGUUUCUCCACAACUGCUACUGCUACAAUAACUGCACAGAGUCUAACUUUCGAUCCAACUUCUGUCUUCGACAUUUCAUCAAACACCUUGCAUGCACUACAGCCAACUCCAAGUUUCGCUUCUAUUUUGGACUCUUCUCCAUCUAAUUUCACUAAUUACACAAGGAAUUCAACUUUUCCAAGCUUAAGAUCACUCCAUGAGAAUCUCCAGCUUCCGUUAUUCUCCGGCGGAACCUCCGCCAUGCACGGCGGAUUUUCUAAUCCGAUGGUUAAUUGGACCGUGCCGGAGACUCAGAAAGUUGAACAGUCUGAACUUGACUGUAUGUGGAGCUACUGAAUUAGCAAGUGCUUAAUUUUAAUUAAGACGUUAAUUAAUUAAGUAAUCAGUGUGUUAAUCUUUGCUUUUUGUUUAGUAUGUACUGCGUGUGGCAGCUUUAGUGGUAUUGUCACUUUGUUGUAAACGUUCAGCGUAAUUUAAUGCAUGCUAUUAUUUCUCGAC